Aspergillus calidoustus is the source of this 942-nucleotide messenger RNA. The record is from the annotation of a GenBank genome assembly. Lineage: Eukaryota; Fungi; Ascomycota; Eurotiomycetes; Eurotiales; Aspergillaceae.
AUGGCGUACAACAAAGCCUACAACCCGGAUGCGCUCCCGGCGCAUGCGGAGCCUGAACAGGCAGCCCAAAUGAUCGGUGCCAUGCAUAUUAAGACUUCGAAUCAACAGCAACGUCCGCAUCAACCAAAGAUUACCUCGCCUGGCGGCAUUCCUCCUCACUCCACUCCUUCUCCUCACCCCUACGGGCAACGGCAGCCCUCAGGACCCCCGCGAGCAGCGUUGGAUCGACCACUACCCACUGUGCCCGCUCAACAACGCCCUGGGCCCGGUGGCCUCUUACACCCAUCUCCUCCCCCUCAGAACUAUGGCUUCGGACCACCGCCGUCUCAGCCGGUGCGCAACCGCCCCCCUCCCUCGUCGCGCCCUCCCCAGACCCCGCAACCUCCGCCUAUGCCCGCCAACGACGAUCCACAACAAUUGUUCCCAUUGUUCCGCGCCGCUAAUUCCUCAAAUUCCGGUGCGCUGACCGAGCAGGAGCUGGGCUCUGCUCUGGUGAACGGCGACUAUACCUCGUUCCACCCCAAGACCGUGAAGAUGAUGAUAAGCAUGUUUGACCGCAACAGGAGCGGAUCGAUCUCGUUUGACGAAUUCGUGUCGUUGUGGCGGUACCUAGCAGCGUGGCGGGAGUUAUUUGACCGGUUUGAUGAAGACCGAAGUGGCCGCAUCAGUCUGCGGGAGUUUGAGAAUGCGUUGGUUGCGUUCGGAUACCGUCUCAGCCAGCCAUUUGUGACGGUCCUCUUUACUGCCUUUGAGAGUAAAGGGCGGGUGGUCAGCGGGACAGGACCGCCGCCGACAGGGAUGAGCUUUGAUUUGUUUGUUCAGGCAUGCAUUAGCCUCAGGCGUAUGACCGAUGUUUUCAAGCGGUAUGAUGAUGAUCGUGAUGGGUAUAUCACGUUGAGUUUCGAAGAGUUCCUCACAGAGAUACUUCAAUUACAGGACUAA